AAUUCCAAUCUAGAAGUUUUCUUUAAUGAGGAUGAUGAAACGUGAUCUACUUUGAUUUCUAAAUUUCUACAUCAUUCGUUCAUGGCGUGAUUUUGUUGAACACAAGGUACCUUUAAUUUGAUGGUUAUAUAUGUUUAUUGCAUGUUGAUUUUGCUUCUGGAAAAGAUUAAAUCUUUUUACGGUUGCAACCUAUCCGGAUUUCAUAUUCCGGUGGAGUUCAUCUCUCUAUCUAGAAUAGUCUUAAUUGGGAUGGGUUGAUGGGCGUGGUGCAUAAUUAUACACAAAAUCUCUCAAAUGUUGUACAAGCUAGCUUCUGUUAAAGUGAUAAAUAUGCAAACUAGUAGCCCGAAUUUUUGUGGCAAUUCUUGAAAUUAAUAUCGAAAGCAUAAUGAGGAAAUGGCUUAGCAUUUUGGAUAUUAGUGUCAAAUUAAAAGUGAAAGAUGUUAUUGAAGAUCUAAAGCUGACCAAAGCUUAAAGGAAUGGCCCUUUUGGAUCUAUUCGCGGCGUCUUCUGUUCCUGUGGUGAAAGUGCUUCUGGUGACUGCAUUGGGCUCGUAUCUUGCUGUGGAUCGCGUCAACAUUCUAGGAGACGAUGCUAGGAAGCAUUUGAACAAUAUUACGUUCUUCGUUUUUAACCCAGCCCUGGUGUACAGCAACUUAGCCAGCACAUUAACAUUUGAAAGCAUGGUUGAGUUGUGGUUCAUGCCCUUUAAUAUCCUUAUCACCUUCAUAUUUGGUUCUGCGCUAGGAUGGGUGGUCAUUCAAUUCACCAGACCUCCUUCCCAUCUUCAUGGACUCGUUAUAGGUUGUUGUGCUGCAGGGAACUUGGGAAACCUGCUUCUGAUAAUAAUCCCAGCAGUGUGUAGAGAGAGUGGAAGCCCUUUCGGCGACAGUGAUGUUUGCGUCAAAUACGGAAUGGCAUACGCCUCACUCUCGAUGGCAAUAGGAGCAAUUUAUCUGUGGUCCUAUGUAUACAAUAUCAUUAGAGUAUCCUCAAGCCGGAGCUCAAGGGAAGUCGAGAUCAUUGACUCUCCCACCCAUAAGUCAUCAUCGUCUGGGAAGAGCCUCACAGAUCCUUUACUUUCUGAAACUGAAGACCAUGAAAAGGGAUUAGGACAUGGAUUUGAGAGCAAGCCUCAUCAGGUUUCUGUAUCAGACAACAUAAAGCAAAGAUUGGGGUCAGUUUUCAGUAAGAUCAACUUGAAGAAGAUAUUAGCACCAUCAACGACAGGAGCGUUUGUCGGAUUUGUAGUUGGACUCGUGCCACAAAUCCGAGGACUCCUAAUCGGUGAUGAAGCUCCAUUCCAUGUACUACAAGACAUUGCACUUUUGAUCGGGGAUGGAGCCAUUCCAGCUGUCACGCUUGUCAUGGGUGGAAACCUUUUAAGAGGUUUAAGAGGUUCGGGAAUUGAGAAGUCUGUUAUUUUUGGAGUUGUAGGUGUUCGGUACCUUGCCCUGCCGCUGUUAGGCAUUGCAGUGGUUAAAGGGGCGAUCCGGUUGGGUUUAGUGCAUGAUAAUCCACUGUAUGAGUUUGUUCUUUUGCUGCAAUUUGCCAUUCCUCCUGCAAUGAACAUUGGAACAAUAACUCAAUUGUUUGGUGCUGGUGAGAUGGAAUGCUCGGUGAUUAUGUUAUGGUGUUAUUCCUUGGCUUCUGUUGCUCUCACUAUAUGGUCAACAUUUUUUCUGUGGCUCGUCUCUUACACUGAUGAGGGAUGAAGCUUUCAAGCGCUCAACGAGACACGAUGCUCGACUUAUAACAAACUUUGAUUGGAGGACUUAAUUUCUUUGACUGAGCUUGUAGCUAGGUGUGCGAAUCAGUCGUUGGUGUUCAACUCUAGCAGCUACUACAAUAUUGAAACCAAGAGAGCAUACAUAGUUGGUGAUGUAGAGCAACUAUUAGAGGAACCUCUCUAAUGUACUAACAAAAUGAAUCAACACAAUUUGUUGAACGAGCGACAAGACCAUCCGAAUCCGCGGACAACAAGAGCUUAAUCCAAAGUUCUCAAA
Molecule: messenger RNA, 2006 nt
Organism: Salvia splendens (bonfire salvia)
Lineage: Eukaryota; Viridiplantae; Streptophyta; Magnoliopsida; Lamiales; Lamiaceae
Product: Auxin efflux carrier family protein
Exons: 11
Coding region: 480-1715 (411 amino acids)
Biological process (GO): endoplasmic reticulum to cytosol auxin transport
Cellular component (GO): membrane
Source: RefSeq, a predicted model, not a curated record